AGUGGAAGCUUCAUACUAUAAAUUCGUUCUCUUCAUUCACUUUCAGAACCUUGAUCACCGAUUUUGCUACACUCACUCUCUCACUGAGCGGUCGAAUCUAACGGCUGAAAUUCACUUCAACCGCUCCUCUCCUUUUCAGUCUUCCUCUAAUCACCGUUCCCGGCGGCGAGGUCGCUGGUCGCCGAGAUUAAGUUGGUGUUCGAUUCGUUCCUGCUCUUCCCUUGAGGCCUGAAUCUCUUGAAUAUAGGGAGCUAGACAGUCAGUAAUUCCUCGUUUUUGCUUGGAGUUUGGGAGUCUUUCACAAUGGCUUCUACGGAGAAUCCUGUAAAGGACAAAGCUGAUCAUCCUGUAGAAGACAAAGCAGAUCAUCCCCUGGAGGACAAAGCAGAUCAUAAUGUGAUAGGCAAAGAGGAUCAUCCCCUGGGGGGCAAAGCAGAUCCUCCUGUAGCGGACAAAGCAGAUCAUCCUGUAGUAGACAAAGCAGAUCAUCCUGCAGUGGACAAAGCAGAUCAUCCUGUAGUGGACAAAGCAGAUCAUCCUGCAGUGGACAAAGCAGAUCAUCCUGCAGUGGACAAAGCAGAUCAUUCCGUGGAGGAUAAAGCAGAUCAUCUUGUAAAGGAUAAAAAAGAUGAUUCUGUUGUGGAAAAAACAGUUCAUCCUGCAAACAACAAAUCAGUUGAUCUCCCUGAAGAAGCAAAGGCUCUUCUAAAAUCAUUAGCUAGUGAAUGGAACGAUGUACAAGAUGCAGAUGCAUUGCAGGUGAUCCCUCUUAAGGGGGCAAUGACAAAUAAGGUAUUCCAAAUAAAAUGGCCAACGAAGACUGAGGAACCCUCACGAAAAGUUAUUGUUAGAAUUUAUGGUGAGGGUGUGGAAAAUUUCUUUGAUAGGGAUGAUGAGAUACGGGCAUUUGAAUUCCUGUCUAAGAAUGAGCAGGGUCCCCAACUUCUGGGCCGGUUUUCUAAUGGCCGCAUUGAAGAGUUCAUCAAAGCACGGACUUUAUCAGCAUCUGACCUGCGUGAUCCAUCUAUCUCUGCUCUUAUAGCAGCCAAAAUGAAGGAGUUCCAUAAUCUUGAGAUGCCUGGUCCAAAGAAAAUCAUCGUAUGGGAUAAAAUACGAAAAUGGAUUAGCAUAGCCAAGGGUUUAUCUUCCCCUGAAGAAGUUGAAGCCUUUUACCUGGACACAAUUGACAAGGAAGUUGAUAUUUUGGAAAAGGAACUCUCAAGCGAUCAGCAACUGAUAGGGUUUUGCCACAAUGAUUUGCAAUAUGGUAACAUAAUGCUUAAAGAAGAGACCAAUUCUGUGACCCUAAUCGAUUACGAAUAUUCAGGUUAUAAUCCUGUGGCAUACGACAUUGCAAACCACUUCUGCGAGAUGGCAGCUGAUUAUCAUACAGAUGCACCUCAUGUUCUUGACUUCAGUAAAUGUCCUGAUUUGGAGGAGCGUAAAAGAUUUGUGCAGGCAUAUUUGAGUACUUCAGGCCAGGAACCUAGUGACAGUGAAGUAGAGCAGUUACUUCAGGAAGCUGAGAAGUAUACACUUGCAAAUCAUCUAUUCUGGGGCUUGUGGGGAGUAAUUUCGGCACAUGUAAACAAGAUCGAUUUCAACUACAUGGAGUACGCAAAACAGAGAAUUAAAGAGUAUUGGGCAAGGAAACCGUAUCUUUUGUGCUCUGCUGGACCUUCCCUUGAAACUAUUACGACUGAAGGUGUUGCUGCUGCUGAAACCUCAAGCGAAAAUCGAACUCAAGAUCAGUCUUCAUCAAACAGAGGAAACUCGGUCAAGACCCCUUUCUUCAAGAAGUUGAAGAAAGUAUUUGGAAUGAGCGUUUUCAGGUCAAGAAGUUGAACAACAUUUGUGCAGCCCAUUGAUUAUUCAUUUGUUUUCUCUCUCUCUCUUUUUUUUUUUUUUGCGUGAGAAGAAAAAAUGCACUGCA
Prosopis cineraria is the source of this 1933-nucleotide messenger RNA. Its product is annotated as probable choline kinase 2. The coding region runs from base 304 to 1845 and encodes 513 amino acids. The record is from RefSeq and is a predicted model, not a curated record. Gene Ontology annotation, biological process: phosphatidylethanolamine biosynthetic process; phosphatidylcholine biosynthetic process. Gene Ontology annotation, molecular function: ethanolamine kinase activity; choline kinase activity. The transcript has 10 exons. Lineage: Eukaryota; Viridiplantae; Streptophyta; Magnoliopsida; Fabales; Fabaceae. Gene Ontology annotation, cellular component: cytoplasm.